This is a messenger RNA of Papilio xuthus (Asian swallowtail), 2919 nucleotides long. RefSeq names its product DNA ligase 1 (gene DNAlig1). The coding region runs from base 159 to 2885 and encodes 908 amino acids. Gene Ontology annotation, cellular component: mitochondrion; nucleus. The record is from RefSeq and is a predicted model, not a curated record. Gene Ontology annotation, biological process: lagging strand elongation; Okazaki fragment processing involved in mitotic DNA replication; DNA biosynthetic process. The transcript has 14 exons. NCBI's taxonomy places the organism in Eukaryota, Metazoa, Arthropoda, Insecta, Lepidoptera, Papilionidae. Gene Ontology annotation, molecular function: ATP binding; DNA ligase (ATP) activity; DNA binding.
UUGACAUUUUUCGCGCCAAAUAUUAUCACAAUUCACAACAAAUGAACAAGUGUUUUAAAGAAAUACUUCAUUACAAUUGAGCAAUGUAAUUAUGAAACUUUAAUUGUAUAUUAUUUGUAUAUAACUAAAUAUUAAAAAUUUUGGAGGAAGUGUGAUAUAUGAACGUAUCGAAGUUGUUUAGAUUAAGUAGAAUAGCUAAUUGUCUCGUGAACCGGCACCAUAAGAUUUUGCAUACCGUAGUUGUUAAAUCGUGGAAUGUCGACACACGAAGAAUGUCUCAAAAAAGCAUAACCUCGUUUUUUAAAAUAACACCCAAGAAGGAGUCUGAUGGAAAUGUUGACCGUCAGAAGGAGGACAAGUCAAGUGCGGACAAAAGUUUGACAGAAGACACAUCAUCGUCUGCAGCUGCUACAAAGAGAUCAUCAAAGAGAUUGAGAUCAGAGAGUGUUGAAAAUGAGCAGCCGUGUGCGUCCCGGUCUCCCUCCCCCGUCACCUCAACAAAGAAAAAGAAAGUUAAAAGACAGAGAAUUGAGAGCUCGGGAAGUGAAGCGGAUUUAAGUAAAGGUUCAGAUGAGGAAACAAUUCCUGUUAAAUUGGAAAGAAAUGAUUCACCAAAAACUUAUUCCUCACCUAAAACUAAACGCAACAAAUCAAAAUUAACGAAAAGCAAUCAGGAUAAUGUUAAAACUAUUGAGUAUAAUGAGAGCUGCAAUCAAUACGACAGUCCAAAUGAGAAGAGCCCUAAAGAAAACAAAAGUCCAAAAUCAGUUAAAACUCCUAAAAAACAGAGAAGUCCUAAGGAACGAUCAGAAAGUCCAGAAGAGAAACCAAAAAUUAAGACUGAAAAGAAAUCACCUUCGCCAGCAAAGAGCGCAACAAAAGCAAAAGGUCCAAUGGAAAAGUUUAUGGAAAGUAACAACAUGAUGCGGUCUUUUGUGAAGAGAGAGAAGAUUGUCAGCUCACAAGAUGAUGUGGUGGCAGUACACACAAUGGAUGCAAGUACACAUACAUUACUUCCAGAAGUGGAAUACAAUCCGGGCAAGGCCAAGUAUCAUCCCGUGAAGGAUGCUUGCUGGACCGCGGGCCAGCCCGUGCCGUACCUCGCCCUCGCCCGCACGCUGGAGGCCGUGGAGGCCACCUCGGCGCGUCUCAAGAUGGUCGACAUCCUCAGCAACUACUUCCGCUCCGUCAUCGCGCUCACCCCGCAGGACCUGCUGCCCAGCAUCUACCUCUGCCUCAACCAGCUCGGCCCCGCUUAUCUAGGACUGGAGCUAGGCGUCGCGGAGACGUACCUGAUGAAGGCCGUGGGCGGGUGCACCGGGCGGUCGCUGGCGCAGGUUCGUGCGGCUGCUCAGCGGCUGGGCGAGCUGGGCGCGGCGGCGCAGCAGGCCCGUGCGGCGCAGCGCAUGCUGUGCGCGCCCGCCCCGCUGCAGGUGCGCAAGCUGCACGCCGCCCUCAAGGACCUCGCCGCCAUCACGGGACAGGCGUCCGUCAACAAGAAGAUCAGCAAGAUCCAGGCGCUGUUCGUGGCGUGUCGCCACUCCGAGGCCAAGUAUUUGAUAAGGUCGCUGGAGGGCAAGCUGCGCGUGGGCCUGGCGGAGCAGUCGCUGCUGCAGGCGCUGGCGCUGGCGGCCGCGCGCACCCCGCCCGCCGGACCGCACGCCUCCUGCCUCGACCGCGCCGACACCAUGUCGUCCGAUGACUUCAAGGCGGUGGUGGAGGAGCACGCGCUGGUGAUAAAGACGACGUACUGCGAGUGCCCCAACUACGAGCUGGUGGUCCCGGCGCUGCUGCAGCACGGCGCGCUUGAGCUGCCCCGGCACUGUCGCCUCACGCCCGGCAUCCCGCUGAAGCCCAUGCUGGCGCACCCCGCGCGCGGCGUGCACGAGAUAUUCUCACGCUUCGAGAAUGAGAAGUUCACGUGCGAGUGGAAGUACGACGGCGAGCGCGCGCAGAUACACGUGCCCGGGGAGGAGGCGCCGCGCCUCGCCGACGCCCGCAUCUUCAGCCGCAACCAGGAGGACAACACCACGGUGCUGUCGACACGCAAGCGCAAGGACGCGAGCGCGGCGGAGGUGCGCGUGCAGGUGUGCGUGUUCGUGUUCGACCUGCUGCUGCUGAACGCGCGCGCGCUGUGCCGCGAGCCGCUGGCGGAGCGCCGCCGGCUGCUGCGCGAGCACUUCGUCGAGAGCCCCGGCACGUGGGAGUUCGCGCGCGCGCAGGACUGCAGCGGCGCGGAGGAGGUGCAGCACUUUCUGGAGCUGUCGGUGCGAGGCUCCUGCGAGGGGCUCAUGGUGAAGGCGCUGCACGGCGAGCGCGCGCACUACGACAUCGCGCGCCGCUCCCGCAACUGGCUGAAGCUGAAGAAGGACUACCUGGAGGGCGGCGGGGACAGCAUCGACGCGGUGGUGAUCGGCGCGUACCGCGGACGCGGCCGGCGAGCCGGGCGCUUCGGCGGCUUCCUGCUGGCGUGCUACGACCCCGCCGGCGAGCGCUACCAGACCCUCUGCAAGAUCGGCACCGGCUUCUCCGACCGAGACCUCGACGCCUUCACCGAGCAGCUGCAGCGGCACGUGAUCGACGCGCCCAGGAACUACUACAGCUACGAGACGUCGCAGGCGCCGGACGUGUGGGUGGAGGCGACGUGCGUGUGGGAGGUGCGGUGCGCGGACCUGUCCCUGUCGCCCGCACACCGCGCCGCGCUCGGACUCAUCGACCGGGACAAGGGCGUCUCGCUGCGCUUCCCCAGGUUCGUGCGCGUGCGCGAGGACAAGCGCGCGGAGGAGGCGACGAGCGCGGAGCAGAUAGCGCGCAUGUACCUGGCGCAGGACUCGGUGCGCAACAACCACACCGCACACAACAUGGACGACGACGACUUCUACUGACCUCAUCUUUCUUCAAUAAAUCUUGUAAAUUGUU